CCCUCUAUCAAAAAUGAAUGCGUGGGCAUCUGUCUGGCGGAAAAGACACCCUCACACACACGGAUGGACCCAAUGCACACAUAUCACGACGUCACGGCCCAAUCGUCGGGCGGACACAACUUACCCACAGCGACGUGUGGAUAAGUAGUUACGAUGGUCUUCUCGGCCGUCGUUGAGCUGCUGCGUCGUGUCUCAGAAUGUUGAUCUCGGAAAUAUAAAACGUAGACAGCGAUCGAUCGAUCUGCAGACACGAGGACAGCACCCAAUGGUAGCGAAGGAAGUAAUGUUUGUUGUCGUUGGCGUCUCACCUGGCUUAGCAGAUCUUCAUCCCGCAGGAAUAUGGCGUGGUCUUCGAUAAACGAGACAUCCAAAUAUAAAACGUAGGCGGCGAUUGACAACAACCUGCACACAAAACACUCGGAGAAGUGUCAUCAACUGACUGACUCACUGAUGUCACUAUCUCACCUCUGUUGCCUGCGAUCACGCCGAAGCUCAUACAUCAGGCGCAAAAAGAGGCCAUCCAUGUCCACGCCGCCUUGCCGAGCUCGAUAGCGUCGCUGUAGGUUGGCCGCCCUGACCUCCCAGAGGCCAUCGCCUACCCUCGUCCACCACUCCCACUCGUCGGGUGUGGGGUUGUAGUGCCAGCCCUCCUUGGCCGGACCGCCGUAGCUCACCACCUUGGCGUGUCCCCACUUGUACGGCACGUGGUCGGCGGGGAUGUUGCUGCCGUACAUCAUGGGCGGGUGGGCCGGGGGCGGGGAGAGCAGAUGUGGUGCUCGUGUGCUGGGGUGGGGUGGGGUGGGUCGUGUAUGUGUGUCGGGCUGGGUGUGGUGGGGAUGUCGGGUGUGGGCUGCCUUGAUAUCCGGCAGGAGGACGGCCUUCUGGCGUGUGGCUGGUGGUGGGAUGGGGGGCUCGGGGUUGGAGGGCGGCUCGGGUCGUGACGCGUACGCAUCGAUCGGCACCUCUGCAGGCUGGGGGCUUGGCGGCGGUAGUACGGGUGGCUCUGCUGGUGCUGGUGACUCUGGUGAGUCGGGCAUGGCGCGAUACGACGCCGGGGAGGCGCCAAUCUCCCCUGACGCCGUGUCACUGCCGCAAUCGUCAGCACCACCUGACACACACGACACAUACAGACAGACAGACACAGAGAGGGAAAGAGGCAUGUGGGAUGGAUAGAUGGAUGGAUGGAUGGAUGGAUGCCACACACACACACAACUCAUACAGUACACGUGACUCACCCGCAGCAGCAGCAGCAACAUGGCCAGUCGUCUCCAACGACUUCUCACUCAUCGGUGGCAGGGCGACGGGCACCUGCAGGCUGGUGCCGUUCUCCGUGGCCUGCCUGACCUGCUCCAGCUCCAGCAGCUGCAGGGCGCGGACCAGCUGGUCUUCUGAGUCUGCGAUGGUCCCCCUCUCGCUCUGUCUGCGCCGCAAUCCCUUGGCCGCGGCGCCUCCCACGAUCUGCUGCCACUGGCUCAACCACUCGAGCCCCGGGAACGCUGUGAGGACUUCCUCGGGGCGUACAUAUGGGCUCGCCGAGAAGGUCUUUGCGGCAGUCGAGUGGCCGGCCGUCUUGGGUGAUGAUGGUGGCCGUGUAGUGAUCCAAGUCGGCCAGCAGCAGCUCCUGGGCCGCCUUAUCCGCCUCAUCCUCCUCAGCUGCUCCCAGCGCCUCGGCGUCCCUGAUGGCGGUCUCCACCUGCCAUUCCGCGCUCAUGACGGAGCUCAUGGCCCUGGCGAUGCCGGUGACGAUGGUCGGCUCCUCGAGCAUGAGAGCUUCCGACUUGCCCUCACCCACCAGCAGCCCCUCCGCCCUCAGCUCCUGCCGUGUUCUCUUGAGGCCGGCAUUGAUGCGACCAACGGCUCUCGCGGCCUCCUCGUCCGCCUCGUCGUCGAUCGGCCCCUUCAUGGCCACCCAGAGCUCCGGCGACACGUGCCAGGGCGUGCACCCCUCGGGAUACUGCCCUUGGGCGGCUUGGGCGGCCUUGUCCAGGGGCAGCACGACGACGUGGGGGCCCAAGUAGGCUGGUGGUGGCGGUGAGGGGAGGGAGGCGGGAGGGGUGGGGGCGAGGGUGUUGGCCAAGUCCAACAGCACCGUGCCGGCGGCCGUGUCGGACUGCUGCAGCUCACUGCUGGAGCUCUGAAGGGCAUCCUUGGAGAGCAUGACGUUGUGGUGGAAAUGGUCGAUGCAGAGUGCGCGGCGAAUGGCGAGUCUGUGGGCUUUGGCGGUGCACAGGAGGGCAUUGGUGAGCAUGCUGACGCUCUCCAGCACCAUCUGCCUCACCAUCCUCAGCAGCUGCGGGUCGACCGCCUCCCUCGCCUUGUUGGCCAGACACACAGCGACGUUCAGCCGCUCCUUCCGAUUGCUCAACUCGACAAACUCGUGCUCUUUAUCAGCACCAACUACAUAUCAAUCAGAAACAAGGAGAAAUGAGGACCUCAGGCAUGUGCGCAUCUGUGUGGGGUGUGGAAGCAAGCUCACUCUUCACUAGCGGCAUGGCUAUGCACAGGGCCGGGAUGGCAUCCCCUCUCGUGUUGGUGUAGGUGGCGGGCGCCUGCGGGUCCACCUCGGCGGCGUAGAGCUUGACGAAUGGAGGCUGGCCGCCGAAUUGGCGCAUGCGACCAGCCUCCACGCUCAGCACCUACCAAGCUUCGCAACUCGCGAUGAGGGCUCUCUGUUGGCGAGGAAUGAGAGGAUGAGGAGG
This is a messenger RNA of Vitrella brassicaformis, 2699 nucleotides long. Lineage: Eukaryota; Vitrellaceae. The record is from the annotation of a GenBank genome assembly.